GCAAAAAAAUGAAGAACGGGCAAGUAAAAACAUGACUCAGCCCCUUCAUAAUGGAGCAGGCGAGAUAAGCAAUGCAGAUAAAUGCAAGAGGCAACUUGUGUGCAGCCGAUGCAGAAAAAGCUUCAGCAGUACUUUCAAACUUAUUGCUCACGAGAGAAUCCACACCGGAGCGAAACCGUAUAAAUGUCACCGUUGCGGGAAAAGCUUUGGCAAGAAAUCAAUUCUUGUUGCUCAUCAGAGAAUCCACCUGGAGCAGAAACCGUACCAAUGUCGCGUGUGUGGGAAGAGCUUUCGGCAGCUCUCAAGCCGCAUUGCCCACGAGCGAAUCCAUACCGAAGAAAAACCCUACGCCUGCCCGGACUGCGGGAGGAACUUCCGUCUGAAAUCUAGCUUGGUUGCCCACCAAAGAAUCCACACAGGAGAAAAACCUUACGGGUGCUCUGAAUGUGGGAGAAGCUUCAGCCAGAAAUCGGCUCUGAUUGCGCACGGGCGGACCCACAAAGGCGAGAAACCUUACCCUUGCUCGGUGUGCGGGAAAACUUUCAGCCAGAGCUCCAAUCUCAUUGCCCACGAGAGAAUCCACACCGGGGAAAAGCCCUACCCUUGUCCUCACUGUGGGAGGUGUUUCGCCUGCAGUUCCAGCCUCGUCCGGCAUCAGAGGAUCCACGUGGAAGACAAACCGUACGGAUGCGUGGUGUGCGGGAAAACCUUCCGCUGCAGUUCGAGCCUCAGCAGACACCGGCGGACCCACACGGGGGAGAAACCCCACGAAUGCCCCGAUUGUGGCAAAACCUUCAGCGUGAGCUCCCAACUCAGGGUGCACCGGAGGACCCAUACGGGAGAGAAGCCCUACGAAUGCUCCGAGUGUGGGAAAAACUUUAGCGUGAGAUCGAGCCUUAAAGCCCACCAGAGAAUGCACGCAGGUUCGAAGCCUUAUAAAUGUUCCGACUACUGUGGGAAAAGCUUCAUCCUGAGCUCCAACCUUAUUGCACACCAGCGAACUCACACGGGAGAAAAGCCGUACCGGUGCUCCGAAUGUGGCAAAUUCUUCAGCGUGAGUUCGCAGCUCCACGUCCAUCAGAGAACCCACACUGGGGAAAAACCGUACGGGUGUUCCCAUUGUAGCAAGAGCUUCACGUGUAACUCCGCCCUUAUUAGGCACCUGAGGAUCCACACCGGAGAGAAACCGUUUCAGUGCUCGGAGUGUGGGAAAAGGUUCAAUCUAAAUUCGAAUCUGAUCGUCCAUCAAAAAACACACACCGGAGACAAACCCCAUCAAUGUUCAGAGUGCGGAAAGGGCUUCCACCGGAAGAAAAACCUAGCGGUUCAUAAAAAGACUCACCCGAGGGAGAAACCCUAUAAAUGCUCAGAGUGCGAGAGAUUUUUCAGCUCCAGCUCAGCCAUCGCUCGGCAUCACAGGACUCACACAGGGGAGAGGCCUUAUACGUGCCUGGAGUGUGGGAAACACUUCCUUUACAGUUCAGACCUGAUUAGACACGGAAGGAAACACACGGGAGAGAAACCCUACCAGUGUGCCGAGUGUGGAAAACGUUUCCUCCGCAACACAAAGCUGAUUGUCCAUCGAAGGACGCAUACGGGAGAGAGGCCCUAUAAAUGCCUGGAGUGUGGGAAGUGUUUUACCGAGAGCGCUCAGGAGCUCCUAAUCCACGAAAGGAAUCACACAGGAGAGAAGCCCUAUCAAUGCCUGGAGUGCGGGAAGUGCUUUGUUUGUAACACGCAACUCAGCAUCCAUCGGAGAACCCACACCGGAGAGAGACCCUACAAAUGUCCAGAGUGCGAAAAAUGCUUCAAUCGGAAAGAAAAUCUUGCUAUCCAUCAGCGUACUCACACGGGGGAAAAGCCCUACAAGUGCUCAGAUUGUGGGAAGUGCUUCAGUUGGAACUCACAACUGGGUAGACACCAACGAGCUCACACUGGCGAGAGGCCCUUUGCUUGUCUGGAGUGUGGGAAACGCUUCCUUUGCAGUUCGGACCUGAUCAGGCACGGAAGAAAUCAUACAGGAGAGAAACCUUACAAGUGCUCGGAGUGUGGAAAGUGUUACAUUUGUAAUACCCAGCUGAGUAUACACCAGAGGACUCACACGGGGGAGAAACCCUAUAAAUGCUUGGAGUGUGGAAAAAGUUUCAGCGAGAAUAGCUCCCUCACUUCCCAUUACCGGAUCCAUACUGGAGAGAAACCUUUCCGGUGCCAGGUGUGUGGAAAGACCUUCAAGAGGAGAGAUAUCCUGAUUUCCCACCACCGGACUCACACGGGCGAGAAACCCUACGAAUGUUUCAAAUGCGGGAAAUGCUUCAGCGACAUCAAAUACCUCAGCUCCCAUAAAAAGAUCCACACGGGAGAGAAGCCGUACAAAUGCAAGGAGUGCGGGAAGGGCUUCAGUCAGAGCGCCAGCCUCACUUCCCAUUUCCGCAUCCACACGGGCGAGAAGCCGUACAAAUGCCCGACGUGCGGGAAGGGGUUCGCUCAGCAGUCCAACCUCAAUUCCCACCAGAUCAGUCACACCGGAGAGAAACCCUACGAAUGCCUGGAGUGCGGGAAGAGGUUCAGCCACGGGGCCAGCCUCACCCACCAUCAGCAGCUCCACACCGGGGAGAAGCCGUACGGAUGUCUGGAGUGCGGGAAGAGCUUCAGCAGUAGCAAAAAUCUCAUUUCCCAUCAAAGAAUCCACACCGGGGAGAAGCCGUACACCUGCUUGGAGUGCGGGAAGAGCUUCAGCCAGAAGGUGUACCUCAUCACUCACGAACGGAUCCACACGGGCGAGAAACCCUAUCAAUGCCUCGAGUGUGGGAAAAGCUUCACCAGCAGCAAAUACCUUCUUUCCCACCACAAGGUGCACACCGGGGAGAAACCGUACACCUGCUUGUCCUGCGGGAAGGGCUUUCGACGGAAGAUGCAACUUGCCACUCAUCAAAGGACUCACCAGGGAGAAACCCCAAAGCCGAACGUGGCCACGUCACAGGCCGAGCCGGAUCACAGACUGGAGAAGAAAUCGGAGGCCUGCCCCGAGGCCCAAAAAACCCCUUGUCCUCUUCAGGGUUCAAGCAGUGGAGAACCUGGUGAGACAGGGGUGCAGAGAGUCCUGAUCAAGAACAUGCCCGGUUCCGACGUGCAGCGAGAACACUUCCGGCAGUUUGCUUAUCAGGACGCUAAGGGUCCCCGAGAGCUUUGCAGCCAGCUCCACGAUCUUUGCCACCACUGGCUGAAGCCAGAGAAGCGCUCAAAGGCUGAGAUGCUAGACCUGGUGAUCCUCGAGCAAUUCCUGGCCGUCCUGCCCCCGGAGAUGAAGAACUGGGUGCGGGAAUGUAAAGCGGAGACCAGCUCCCAGGCGGUGGCCUUGGCCGAAGGCUUCUUGCUAAGCCAGGCGGAGGAGAAAAGGCAGCAGGUGAUGCUUGAGGAAGUCUCUGUGACUUUCACCGAGGAGGAGUGGGCGCUGCUGGAUCCGGACCAAAGAGCCCUACACAGGGAUGUGAUGGCAGAGAACAGUGGUAUUGCCUCCUCUUUGGGAAGUGACUGGCCAGAGAGUGAAAAUGGAGAAAUCUAUGAGCUAUUGUUCGGAAAAAUUGGAAGCGAAGAGGAGGACAAGCAGAGACUAGAAACUGAAGCCGGCAGAGUGAAGGAUGAAUCUCCGGGUUCUUACAACACCGAAUUCUACGAGCUUCCGGUCCGUGAAAAAAUAGAAGACGGGGUCGAAUGGAGCCAGUGCCUCCUGUGCGGCAAAGCCUUCAACUGCCAGUCGAGCCUGAUCACCCACUGGGAGAGCCACACCACCAAGAAGCCCUACAAAUGCCUGGAGUGUGGGAAGAGCUUCAGCACCAGGCAGUACCUGGGCUGCCACCAGCGCGUUCACACAGGGGAGAAGCCCUUCAAGUGCGCCAAGUGCGGGAAGAGCUUCAGCACGAGGCAAUACCUGGCUUGUCACCAGAGGAUCCACACCGGGGAGAAGCCCUUUAAGUGUCUGGAGUGCGGGGAGACCUUCUGCUGGGCCAACUCCCUGACCUUGCACCAGAUCGUCCACACGGGGGAGAAGCCGUUCAAAUGCCUGGUGUGCGGGAAAAGCUUCAGCAGGAGCACCAGCCUGUCCUCGCAUCAGAGGAUCCACACGGGGGAGAAGCCGUACAAAUGCUUAGAGUGCGGGAAGCGGUUCAUCCACAACACCAGCCUCACUUACCACCGGCAGCACCACACCGGCGUGAAGCCCUACAAGUGUCCGGAGUGUGGCAAGAGGUUCAGUCACCGGACGAGCCUGACCUACCACCAGCGGAGUCACACCGGCGUGAAACCGCACAGCUGCUUGGAGUGCGGGAAGAAUUUCAGUACCCGCCAAUACCUCAUGUCCCACCAGAGGAUCCACACGGGGGAGAAACCGUACAGGUGCGCCGAGUGCGGGAAGCGCUUCGUCCACAGCACCAGCCUCAGCUACCACCAGCGCCUUCACCGAGGGGAGGAGCCCUUUCAGUGUUUGGACUGUGGGAAAGGUUUCAUUACGCGCCAGUGCCUGACGUCGCACCGCAGAAUCCACACGGGGGAAGAACCCUUCAAAUGCCUGGAGUGCGGGAAGACCUUCCGAAGACGCACGAGCCUUAUUUCCCACCAGAGUAUCCACCUGGGAGAGAAGCCGUACAAAUGCCUGGAGUGCGGAAAGAGCUUCACCACGAGCAAAUACAUCCUUUCCCAUCAGAGGAUCCACACUGGGGAGAAACCUUACAAAUGCUUAGAGUGCGGACAGACCUUCUGUUGGGCUAAUUCCCUCACCUUGCACCAGAUCACGCACACGGGAGAGAAACCCUUCAAAUGCAUGGAGUGCGGGAAAAGUUUCAGCCGAGGCACCAGCCUUACCUCGCAUCAGAGGAUCCACACUGGCGAGAAGCCGUACAAAUGCUUAGUGUGCGGGAAGAACUUCAGCACAAACAGGUACCUGACUUGCCAUCAGCGCAUCCACAUUGUGGAUAAAGCUUAUAAAUGCCUGGUGUGCGGGAAGAGCUUUAGUACCAGCAAAUACCUCAGCUGCCAUCAAAGAAUUCACACCGGAGAGAAGCCAUUUAAAUGCCUGGAAUGUGGAAAGAGCUUCUGUUGGGCCUAUUCCCUUACUUUACAUCAAAGAAUCCACACUGGUGAAGAUGGGUUUAAGUGCUAG
This is a messenger RNA of Protobothrops mucrosquamatus (brown spotted pit viper), 5155 nucleotides long. RefSeq names its product zinc finger protein 721-like. Bases 32 to 5155 code for a protein of 1707 amino acids. Gene Ontology annotation, biological process: regulation of transcription by RNA polymerase II. The record is from RefSeq and is a predicted model, not a curated record. Gene Ontology annotation, molecular function: DNA-binding transcription factor activity, RNA polymerase II-specific; RNA polymerase II transcription regulatory region sequence-specific DNA binding. The transcript has 8 exons. Gene Ontology annotation, cellular component: nucleus. NCBI's taxonomy places the organism in Eukaryota, Metazoa, Chordata, Lepidosauria, Squamata, Viperidae.